AGUGCGCGUGCGCGGGCUUUCAUAGAUACAAAAUGGCGCUUAUGAAAAGACUUCAAAAGUCUGCCGUUGAAAUUACUCCAAUUGAUAUCACACAUAAUUUAGAGUCUUUGCAGUUUGAAAGUGCACUAAACGAUGAAGAGAAACAGCUACUUGCAUUAAGAAAAAGGUCACAUGCAAUGGUUGUGACUGCUUGCACUCAAGCUACGUUUUUCGCGAACAUACUCCAUGAGGCAAGGCAAAUAAAAAAACAAAUGAAGAGUCCACAAAAAAUGACAGCAAAGAUUCUGCAAGACAAAGAAGCUAGGGAUCCUCUCAAAGUCGGCAUCAUUGGAUGCGGUCGCCUUGGCAGUCAGUUAGCCCACUGUCUUUUGACCUAUGGAAGGGUUAAUCCUAAAGACAUGAAAGUAUCGACCAGAAGACCAGAGACACUAGAAUACUUGCAGAAUAAAGGUGUUGAUUGCUUUCAUGACAAUAUCAAAUUAGUGUCUUUAUCCCAUGUGGUAUUUAUUUGUGUUCUACCAUCUCAAAUUCAAGUAAUGGCAGAGGAAAUAAAGGAACACAUUUCUGGACACACCAUUCUCUAUAGUUUUGUAGCUGCAUACUCACCCCAAAAGUUGAAGCAGAUUCUUCAGACUAAUCAAAUUUUAAAACCAGAUCUAUCAUGGAAUAAAGAAAGUGAACAAAAUUCAUGGGACUGUUCAGAAAAUGUCAACACUGCAUUAGAAAAUCCAGUCACAGUGGAAAAGACUUGCCCAUUUGGAAACCUAAAAUCAGAAAGUGUAAUAUUGACCAAUGAGAAGUUUGGAGAACUGAUGAUAUUUGCCCUUCUAAACAUGUGUACAAGCCUGCGACUGAACAAGUCUGACUGCCUCUCCAUUCUCAACUUGACGCUCUUUGGAGGAAUCUCCGAAGAUAAACUUCAAGAAUCGGACUUCAUUAAAAAGACUCAAGACAGCCAUGGUGUUUUCCCUAAGUUUGAUUUGGUGAAGAUAUCUCAGAUUAACACUUCAGUGCAGAAACGUGUGUCAUCCAGUGAACAUUUACGAAAAGCUUUCAUAAACAGAUAUAUGAUGAUGUUUGAAGAGUACUUAAAAAGGAGGGCACUGCUUGGGCCAGACAUGGAGGAGUCUUGAUGAACACUUGAUGCGGUCCUUUAUCUGUGAUAUUUUUGUACUGCUUUACACAUGUGACUAAAAAAGUAUUUAUUUCUGAACCAAAUAAACUAUUCAGAGUACAAUGUAUGACAUUUGUAAUUCAAAAUACACCUGAAAAAGUUAAAAUAGAAGGUAAAAUGU
Molecule: messenger RNA, 1295 nt
Organism: Magallana angulata
Lineage: Eukaryota; Metazoa; Mollusca; Bivalvia; Ostreida; Ostreidae
Product: NADP-dependent oxidoreductase domain-containing protein 1-like
Exons: 5
Coding region: 33-1133 (366 amino acids)
Biological process (GO): L-proline biosynthetic process
Molecular function (GO): pyrroline-5-carboxylate reductase activity
Source: RefSeq, a predicted model, not a curated record